Messenger RNA from Penicillium angulare, 870 nucleotides. RefSeq names its product 1-acylglycerol-3-phosphate O-acyltransferase SLC1. Gene Ontology annotation, molecular function: 1-acylglycerol-3-phosphate O-acyltransferase activity. The record is from RefSeq and is a predicted model, not a curated record. The coding region runs from base 1 to 870 and encodes 289 amino acids. Gene Ontology annotation, cellular component: membrane; endoplasmic reticulum. The transcript has 2 exons. Lineage: Eukaryota; Fungi; Ascomycota; Eurotiomycetes; Eurotiales; Aspergillaceae. Gene Ontology annotation, biological process: phosphatidic acid biosynthetic process.
AUGUCAAUCGGUUCCUAUAUUUUGUCGGGCGUCAGCUCCUUCGUGGUAUUGACAGUGUCACUUUUCGCCAUCGGCCAAAAGGUCCCCCGGGCAGCAUUUGUUGCUCGCUGUCUCGCUUCGUACGGAUCCCUCCUCAUAUGUGCAACUUACGGUGUCCUUGCAUCCAUCGUCCUCCGUCUCGCCGGCUAUGGCCGAAUCUCCCAAUGGGCCACCGCCCGCAGUUUCAAAUGGGUGAUGGCACUCACCACCGGCGUGCGCUUUGAAAUCGAGGGUGCCGAGCAUCUCACCACUCGCCCAGCCGUCUUCGUGGGUAACCACCAGACUGAACUGGACGUACUCAUGCUCGGCAACGUUUUCCCGCCAUACUGCAGUGUCACGGCCAAGAAAUCAUUGCGCAAUAUUCCUUUCCUUGGCUGGUUUAUGUGGCUUUCUCGCACCGUCUUCAUUGAUCGCGCGAAUCGGGAGACUGCUAUGAAGGCUUUCGAUGGUGCCGUGGAUGAGAUGCGCACUCACCGCCAAAGUGUUUUCAUCUUCGCUGAGGGUACCCGGAGUUACUCCGAUGAGGCCAUGAUGCUGCCUUUCAAGAAGGGUGCUUUCCACCUUGCUGUUAAGGCUGGUGUACCUGUUGUCCCUGUCGUAACGGAGAACUACGCCCAUAUUUUGUCAGUUCGUGCUAUGCGGUUCAACUCGGGCACUAUCAAGAUCAAGGUCUUACCUCCAAUCGAGACCAAAAACCUGACACCCGCAGACGUGGACUCACUCACCCAGUCCACCCGCGAAUCCAUGCUAAAGACCAUCUUGGAGAUGGCCCAACCGGAAGACAAGGUUGAGUCUCGACCCAAUGGUGUCUCGACUGCUAUUGAGAUCUGA